This is a messenger RNA of Silurus meridionalis, 1577 nucleotides long. It is a transcript of the gene echs1, whose product is annotated as enoyl CoA hydratase, short chain, 1, mitochondrial. The coding region runs from base 72 to 947 and encodes 291 amino acids. Lineage: Eukaryota; Metazoa; Chordata; Actinopteri; Siluriformes; Siluridae. Gene Ontology annotation, biological process: fatty acid beta-oxidation. Gene Ontology annotation, molecular function: enoyl-CoA hydratase activity. The record is from RefSeq and is a predicted model, not a curated record. The transcript has 8 exons. Gene Ontology annotation, cellular component: mitochondrion.
AGUCCCGCCCACUUGGAGGUCUCCAGACUGCAGCGAUACAUACUUGUGGUGAAACAGAACUUGAGAGGAAAAUGGCAAUGUUUUGCAGAUCAGCCGCUUCACUUUUAAAACCAGUUCACUUUUUGCCUUCAGCACUUGCAGUUGUCCGGCAAAGCAGCUCAGGUGGACAGUACCAGUAUAUACUGGUUGACAAAAAAGGUGAAAAGAAGAAUGUUGGUUUUAUACAGUUAAACAGACCAAAGGCCUUGAAUGCUCUCUGUGAUGGCCUAAUGCUCGAGGUAGGGAAGGCCUUGGACAUCUUUGAACAGGACACUGAGGUUGGUGCCGUAGUCAUCACAGGCAGUGACAAAGCUUUUGCAGCGGGUGCUGACAUCAAAGAGAUGCAGAACAAAACAUUUCAGGAAUGCAUCCUUGGCAACUUUUUGGCACACUGGAACAAAGUAGCAACGGUUAGGAAGCCAGUCAUAGCUGCUGUAAAUGGAUUUGCUCUUGGAGGAGGCUGCGAGUUGGCCAUGAUGUGUGACAUAAUCUAUGCUGGAGAAAAAGCACAGUUUGGACAGCCUGAAAUUUUGUUAGGAACCAUUCCAGGUGCUGGUGGUACCCAGAGGCUCACUCGGGCUGUGGGAAAGUCACUGGCCAUGGAGAUGGUCCUUACAGGAGACCGGAUCUCAGCGCAGGAGGCCAAACAAUCUGGUCUGGUAAGCAAAGUGUUUCCUGUGGACCAGCUGGUAUCUGAAGCAGUCAAAUGUGGAGAGAAAAUUGCAAGUAAUUCUAAGCUGAUCUCAGCCCUGGCAAAGGAAGUUGUCAAUGCAGCUUUUGAACUCACCCUGACUGAAGGCAAUCGGUUUGAGAAGAGAUUGUUCCAUGCCACUUUUGCUACAGAGGACAGAAAAGAGGGCAUGACGGCAUUUGUUGAAAAGAGGAAAGCUGAUUUCCAGGACAAGUAAAAGAUCAGAUUAGAAGUGUGUUUUGUUUUUUAAAUACACUAAUAUUUCUUUGUGAUCCAGCGCUGUUACUGAAUGACUGUGUGAUAGGUGUCAAAACUGCAGAACAUCUGUGGUUUGACAGAAGAAAUUGUAAACAUUUCUAAAUUAAAACUUUUGCUUAAUUAUUAGGACUUUUUUUUUUAAUUGAGGUAAAGAAUAAAUUCAAUACAUCUUGCAGGAGGAAAAUUGUCUUAGUCUGUACUAGAAUAAUGAAAAAAGAUCAAAUUAAUGAAAUUGUUGGGAAAUGUGGGUCAGGAUGUAUUUACUUUUUUGCACACCAGAUGGCGACAACACUAUACAGGAAUGUAGAAGUAUAGCUUGUUUCUUUUUUCCUUUAAGAAAUCUGACGAAGAGAGGGAAAAUUGAAGUUUGGCAGAUAUAUAGAUAAAUAUCUGUUCGAGUUUGUUCUGUCACCACACUUCAUUUCUUUUCAAAUAUAUUUUGAGUUUAUUAUUAUUUGUUUUAUGUUUAAUGAGCAUUUAAUUUGUCCUGUAGUUGGGGCCUGCAGACCUCUCUUUUUACAGUGAAAUAUUAUUCUGAGUUUUGGUGUUAAUUAGAAAACUUAUAAUAAAAAUUAUAAUUGGAUGAAAA